Mastomys coucha (southern multimammate mouse) is the source of this 1952-nucleotide messenger RNA. It is a transcript of the gene Primpol, whose product is annotated as primase and DNA directed polymerase. NCBI's taxonomy places the organism in Eukaryota, Metazoa, Chordata, Mammalia, Rodentia, Muridae. Gene Ontology annotation, biological process: error-prone translesion synthesis; DNA replication, synthesis of primer; replication fork processing. Gene Ontology annotation, cellular component: mitochondrial matrix; nucleus. Bases 176 to 1789 code for a protein of 537 amino acids. Gene Ontology annotation, molecular function: DNA-directed DNA polymerase activity; chromatin binding. The record is from RefSeq and is a predicted model, not a curated record. The transcript is spliced from 13 exons.
GUUGUUUCAGCCCCGGUGGAGCCCCGCCGCCGCCGCGCAGGCCCCGCCCACCUAGGGCCGACUCAAGAGCCCCGCCCCCUCCAGCUCCGCCCCCUCGCGGGGGUUUCAAGUUCUGGUUCCCGCCAUCUCUGGCUCCACCAGCUGCGGCCUUCAGCCGACUUGCGCCACUCGAGCAAUGAGGAAAUGGGAGUCAAGGCUGAAGCAGAUUGAAGAACGGGCAUCUCACUAUGAGAGGAAGCCACUGUCCUCCGUGUACAGACCAAGGCUGGCCAAGCCAGAAGAACCAUCCUCCAUUUGGAAGCUAUUUCAUCGUCAGAGUCAAGCUUUUAAUUUUGUUAAAAGCUGUAAAGAGAAUGUUCACGUAUUUGCUUUGGAGUGCAAAAUGGGAAAUGGACAACGUAUUUACCUUGUAACAUCCUAUGCUCAACUUUGGUUUUACUAUAAGACCCGGAAAACCCUCUUACACUGCUAUGAAGUUAUUCCUGAGAAUGCUGUGUGCAAGCUUUAUUUUGAUUUAGAGUUUAACAAGUUGGCCAAUCCAGGAGCUGAUGGGAAGAAGAUGGUUGCAUUGCUCAUACAGCAUGUCUGUAAAUCACUUGAGGAGUCUUACAAUGUUCACUGCUCAGCUGAAGAUGUUUUCAACCUGGAUUCCAGCACCGAAGAAAAAUUUAGCCGACACCUAAUAUUUCAGCUCCAUGAUGUGGCAUUUAAAGAUAAUAGUCAUGUUGGUAAUUUUGUGAGAAAAAUUUUGCAGCCUGCUCUUCACUUAAUUGCCAAGGAUGAUGAAGAUAAACUCCCAGAGGCAGUGGGCCAUGAAGCCUCCUGGUUUUCUGUUACACUGUUAAAAGAGAUUUCAGAGGCCUGGGAGAAGCUGGAGUUGCCUAACCAGUGUGACCCUGAUCUUUCAUUUUUAGUUGUGAAAAAUCACAUAGGAGAAAAAUGUCUUUUUGUGGAUCUAGGAGUGUAUACAAAAAACAGAAACUUUCGACUGUAUCAAUCAUCCAAAAUAGGAAAGUGUGUAUCUUUGGAGGUUGCUGAAGAUAACAGAUUUAUUCCAAAACAGUCAGGAGAUAUUUCUGAGGAAAACCAAUAUUUCCUGUCUUCCCUGGUGAGCAACGUCAGAUUCUCAGACACUUUGCGAAUUCUCACAUGCGACCCAUCUCAGACUAAAAGAAAGCGGGCUAAGUAUUUUAACAGUACUGGCACUCCAGUGGGAUCCAUUGAAGGCUUCCAGGGUUCACCAUAUCCUGAGGUUGACAGAUUUGUUCUUUCUUUGGUGAACAAACAUGACAUUAAAGGAGGAAUUCGGCGUUGGAACUACUUUUUCCCAGAAGAAUUACUGGUUUAUGAUAUAUGUAAAUAUCGAUGGUGUGAAAACAUUGGAAGAGCUCACAAGAGUAAUAAUAUCAUGAUUCUGGUUGAUCUGAAAAAUGAAAUUUGGUAUCAGAAAUGCCAUGACCCUGUAUGUAAAGCACAAAACUUCAAAUCUACCUGUUUUCCAUUACCUGCUGAAGUAAGUCUCCUAUUUCUUCUGAAAGAUGAAGAAGAUCUCACUUCUGGAGGAACAGAGGGAACCAGCAACUCGCUGACCGAGGAUCCCCCAAAGCCGCCAGCCUGCAUCUGGUCGGCAGGCGGGCUUUCUGCUGCUGACUGCGAUGAUGAAGAUGAUGCUUUCUUCUUAGAAGCUACAGAAGAUGCUGAAUUUGUCGAUGCUGCAGAUAAGAGUCUUCUUGGUCCAAUGGAUGAUAUUCCUGAUGAACUAAUUAUAGAAGCUUUACAGAAUACCUGACUGUGGAUAGAACACACAUAACGAGGCUACAAUUUGCCUGAAGCCUGAGAUUUGAUAACAUAAAUGUUAAAUUAGUGCUGGGACUAUAGCCCAGUGUUAGGCCCUGCAUUUAACAUUAUACAAAAAUCAAAUUAUAUUAACUUAUUAUUAAACCUCUUUAUAG